Molecule: messenger RNA, 3243 nt
Organism: Ornithodoros turicata
Lineage: Eukaryota; Metazoa; Arthropoda; Arachnida; Ixodida; Argasidae
Product: serine/threonine-protein kinase A-Raf-like
Exons: 20
Coding region: 20-2515 (831 amino acids)
Biological process (GO): Ras protein signal transduction; protein phosphorylation
Cellular component (GO): cytoplasm
Molecular function (GO): ATP binding; protein kinase activity
Source: RefSeq, a predicted model, not a curated record
UACGACCAUACUUUCGGCCAUGAUUCUUUCGACACAACAACUUGCGUCUCAACGGGCAACGGCACCAGUGGCAGCAUUACGGCUGUGGUCACGUGACCAAGGGGCUAUUUAUGAGAGCAAGAUGGCUGUGGUCCCAGAAUCGCCGUACAACGGUUCUGUCCCACCUUUGGGACUAAAUUCUCCUCCCCCAUCCUAUGAGCAUGAUGAUAGGGAUGCAUUAUCAGAUGAGUUAAGAAAUAUCCGCAACAUGAUUCGGCUCACCAAGGAGAACCUAGAAGCCCUAAAUGCCAAGUUUUCAGCCUAUCAACACCCUCCUUCCAUGUACAUAGUAGAAUAUGAAGACCUUACGGGCCGACUGAACGAGUUCCAGAUAAAAGAACAAACUUUACUAGAUCGUAUCUAUAACAUGAAUGGUAGUUGUUCACCAGACCCCUGUGAUACAGACACUGAGGACACCACCAGGCAUCAGCUUCCAGCCCCCGGAAAUGUUUCCAUACCCAUGAGUGAUACUCGGGAAACACCCAGGUCUCCCAUGAAGGCGGUGGUUAGGGCAUACCUUCCAAACCAGCAGAGAACUACAGUGCAAGUGCGCCCUGGUCAGACAGUCAUGGAGGCUCUCUCUAAAGCCAUGACACGAAGAAAACUCACUACCGAGAUGUGUGUCAUAUAUAGGUGCAGUAACAGAGCAAUAGUCGAUUGGAACGAAGAUGUCACAAAUAUCGAAGAUGACGAAAUUCAAGUGGAGAUUAAGGAGAAGUUCCCAGUCACCACAAGUAUCUCGCAUAACUUUGUUCGAAAAACUUUCUUCUCCUUGGCAUUCUGCGAGUGCUGCCGUAAGCUGUUGUUUCACGGCUUCAGAUGUCAGACGUGCGGCUAUCGUUUUCACCAGCGCUGCACCUCGAAUGUACCAGCUUUGUGCCAGCCAUUACGAGUUGAGAAUGAUUACUACAAGCAUCUCCUAGCCAUGCAAGAUGUGGUAUAUGAUAGCCACUCGAUGUAUGGUCCUUUCCUGGGUGGUUCAGGAAGUGCACCCCCGACAGGCACAGGAGCUGUAGGGGCAGUGAACGUCAGCACUCCCCUCAACGUGCCCAGGCAGCACCCGCCGCCCCUAGGUCAGCGUGAGCGUUCCACUUCUGCACCCAACGUCUGUUACAAUCUAGUCUCCACGGCAGACUUCUCCGCGGAGGACUUUGCUACAAAGUACAGGUCACAGAAUUCUUCUGCAGAGUCUUCCCCUCAGACCAUACGCAACUUUUGGUGCAAUGGCUUCUCCAGUUCCUCCUCCUCCUGGGGUGGGCACCACCAUCUGACCUUACCCUCAACGGCAGCUGGCAAGCGACACCCAAAUACUGUCUCUUGCCACAGAGGAGGUGGUGUAGGACUGGCUCCCCCUCAGAGCUCUUCGAGUCCCAGUGGGUCCCCGACACGAACGCAAAGUGCUCAGGGUUCCCCAACCAGUGCCCACAAGACCUGCCGACCAAGGGCACGUUCAGCGGAUGAGAGCUCUAAAAAAAUCAUCACGCAACAGAAACCAACGCGAGAAUCUAUUGAGGAUUGGGAAAUCCUGCCAGACGAAAUACUCACGGGUCCCCGGAUUGGAUCGGGAUCUUUUGGAACAGUCUACAGGGGUCACUGGCAUGGUCAUGUAGCAUUAAAGAAACUCAAUGUUACAAAUCCUACUCCAGCUCAGCUGCAGGCAUUCAAGAAUGAAGUGUCGGUACUGAGGAAAACUCGUCACGUCAGCAUCAUUCUGUUCAUGGGUUGUGUCUCAAAACCCCAACUCACCAUCGUGACCCAGUGGUGUGAAGGCUCAAGCUUGUACAAACACUUACAUGUACUGGAGUCCAAAUUUGAAAUGCUACAAAUCAUUGACAUUGCUCGCCAAACAGCACAAGGAAUGGACUAUCUUCAUGCAAAGAACAUAAUUCACAGGGAUCUCAAGUCAAACAAUAUAUUUCUACACGACGACCUAACUGUUAAAAUUGGUGACUUUGGCUUGGCCACAGUAAAAGCCAGGUGGAGUGGGUCCCAGCCUUUUAGCCAGCCCACUGGUUCCAUUCUAUGGAUGGCACCUGAGGUGAUAAGGAUGAAGGAUCCUAACCCAUACUCAUUCCAGUCUGAUGUGUAUGCUUUUGGGAUUGUCCUCUAUGAACUUAUAACAGGACAGCUCCCUUAUACAAAUAUUAACAACAAGGACCAGAUCCUGUUCAUGGUAGGACAUGGCCUCUUGAAGCCAGAUCUGAGUAACGCCCGCAAAGAUACUCCUAAAGCACUUAUUCGUUUCACGGAAGACUGUAUAAAGUUCAACAGAGAUGAGCGUCCUCUUUUCCGUCAGUUACUGGCAUCCUUGGAGUCUCUGAUGCGGUCGCUACCCAAGAUCCACAGGAGCACCUCGGAGCCCACUUUGAACCGAACCCAUCUGCAGUCGGAAGACUUCCUCUAUGUGUGUGCCUCACCAAAAACCCCCAGUCAGUUUGGGGCAUUCCCAUUCUUCUCAACCACCGGCAAUUUCUGAGCUGAUGCAAGAACCACAGUGUGAAUACCGUGACUGCUGCUCGAAGUAAAUGCUGAACAUAGUGUGAACACCAUGACUGCUACUCGAAGGAAAUGCUGAAUGUAACUCAACCGUGAAGGUGCACUUCUCAGAGGCCGCGAAGCGUGGUAUUCCAUGCGGGGGCUUGAACUCGGCAAGAGCAGACGAUACGCCAUGGGCUGGAAUUGGUUGAUUGAUUAACGCGAAUUCAAGGUGUACAUUAAGAACAGACUUGUGACGACAAAUGGUGCAUCAAGCGUUGUGCUGCGUGAUAUGGUGCAAGGUGGUGCGAACUCAUCAGAACUCGGUUGCAGAAUUCAUGCAGCCACAGUUGUAUAGUCCAGUGUGAAAUGCCUCAAUUGCCUCUCUCAAGUAAAAAAAAAAAGAAAAGAAAUCACAUUAAUGGUGAUAUUGUGGUGCCAUUGUACAAUGAUGGUAGGAGACUCUUACAAAGAGACCGAGUAUGAUUUUUUUUUUCUUAAAAAUUGAGUUUCUGUGGAAGUCAUGAAGGCUGGUUUCAUCAGGAAGUUCUGGAGCAGAAUGGACAUUACCCUGUGAGAAGCUUUGAUGAAGAAGCAUAAGGUGGCAUUCUGCAAACUUUUCCAAGUGUUCACCAUUACCUUUUGUGCCAGCUGUUGCCCAUCUGUGAUCAGUGUACAGUGCAUGUUGUAUCAUAAGAGACUCAUGAAAAAAAGUAUGAGAAAAUGACA